Messenger RNA from Penicillium lagena, 372 nucleotides. RefSeq lists its product as uncharacterized. The coding region runs from base 1 to 372 and encodes 123 amino acids. The record is from RefSeq and is a predicted model, not a curated record. NCBI's taxonomy places the organism in Eukaryota, Fungi, Ascomycota, Eurotiomycetes, Eurotiales, Aspergillaceae. The transcript has a single exon.
AUGGCACCCCGGUCCAAUAACGGUCGACACCAAAGCCUCGGGCUACGCAAUGUGAAACGCAACAGGCACACGGUCUCCGCUUCCACAGGAACCGAUGUGCGACUUGCGCGGGGAAGAGAAUCGUUGGUGGUUUCAGCCGGAUCCACUGAAAUCAUCGGGAGUCCCGAACGGCUGAACCAGGCCGCCACAUGGUCGCCUGAUUGGGCCCAUCGGGCCGGGGAGUCCACUCCUCGACCAAGUCUCAGCAAUGAUGCUAUGUCCAAUGGGUGGGCAGAAACACGAUGUGUCGGAUGGACAGUUCACAAGAAAGGGGGUUUCGGAGAAAACCCGCGGAGGGGACUCGAUGAGAUCAUUGUACACCGCUACUACUGA